Trematomus bernacchii (emerald rockcod) is the source of this 4258-nucleotide messenger RNA. It is a transcript of the gene vars1, whose product is annotated as valyl-tRNA synthetase 1. The transcript is spliced from 30 exons. Lineage: Eukaryota; Metazoa; Chordata; Actinopteri; Perciformes; Nototheniidae. Gene Ontology annotation, molecular function: aminoacyl-tRNA deacylase activity; ATP binding; valine-tRNA ligase activity. Gene Ontology annotation, cellular component: cytosol. The record is from RefSeq and is a predicted model, not a curated record. Gene Ontology annotation, biological process: valyl-tRNA aminoacylation. Bases 235 to 4140 code for a protein of 1301 amino acids.
UUCGGAAGGGGCAGAUUUUUUUCGGCUGCGUACUUUCAAAUUCUAGCGCACUCGAGCUGGUUUCUCCAUUCUUACCUACCCUACCUUUAACAUAAAAACUUGCAGAGGUGUAUACCGAAGCGGCUGGUGGAACCCGGAAGUGUUUGGUUGCAUCAGACAGCAGAGAGAGGACUCAUGUGGCUCUGCUGUGGAUGCUAACUUAAGCUGACGUCUCUUUCUGUUUCAUUCAAAGAGAUGGCCACUCUCUACGUGUCCCCUCACCCUGAUGACUUCAGGAGCCUCCUCACUCUCAUCGCUGCAGAGUUUUGUCCGUCCUCCCGACCCCGGACCCUCACAGAGGACCCUCCUGCGUCCCUGAAUGCCUGCUCCAGACCCACCCUGGUGCUGGGCGCUGGGGGAAGUGAAUCUGUCCUCAGCGGGGCCCCUGCUGUGUCCUGGUACCUGGCCAAUCAGGGGAAGAGGGCCGGUGCGGAUACAAAGCAGCAGAGCCAGGUGUGGCAGUGGCUCAGCUUUGCAGACAAUGAACUUACCCCGGUGUCCUGUGCUGUGGUCUUCCCUCUGAUGGGGAUGACAGGAGUGGAUAAGAAGCUCCAGCAGAGUUCCCGUGCAGAGAUGAUGCGUGUACUAAAGGUUCUCGAUAAGGCACUGGAGCCCAGAACCUUCCUGGUGGGGGAGAGCAUCACCCUGGCUGAUAUGGCUGUAGCUACAGCUGUUCUCCUGCCUUUCAAAUAUGUGUUGGAGCCAUCAGACAGGAAAGUCUUGACCAAUGUUACCAGGUGGUUCACAACCUGCACAAAUCAGCCUCAGUUCCUAAAGGUGUUGGGGGCGAUCACUCUCUGUGAGAAGAUGGUGCCGGUUACACCCAAACCAAAUGCUGCUGAGAGUCCUAAAGUUGCCACGAGUCCUAAAGUUGCUGCGAGUCCUAAAGCUGCCGCGAAUCCUAAAGCUCCCGGGAGUCCUAAAGCUGCUCCUGCCAGUCCUGCUGUUGAAUCCGCUGAAGCUGAAGCUAACGGCCCACCAAAGACAGAGGCCCAGCUGAAGAAGGAUGCUAAGAAGAGAGAAAAGCUGGAAAAGUUCCAGCAGAAGAAAGACAUGGAGGAAAAGAAAAAGACUCUGCCACAGACAGAGAAAAAGGCCAAACCGGAGAAGAAGGAGUUGGGAGUGAUCUCAUACAGCGUCUCCACGGCCCCCGGGGAGAAAAAAGAUGUGAUAAGCCCGCUCCCUGACUCCUACAGUCCUCAGUAUGUGGAGGCGGCCUGGUAUCCGUGGUGGGAGAAGCAGGGAUUCUUCAAGCCUGAGUACGGGAGGAAGAGUAUCAGCGAUGCAAACCCUCGCGGUGUCUUCAUGAUGUGCAUCCCUCCCCCUAAUGUGACCGGAUCCCUCCACCUGGGUCACGCUCUCACUAACGCCAUUCAGGAUUCUCUGACCAGAUGGCACAGGAUGCGGGGGGAGACCACCCUGUGGAACCCGGGCUGUGACCACGCCGGCAUCGCCACCCAGGUGGUGGUGGAGAAGAAGCUGAUGAGAGAAAAGGGCCAGAGCCGGCACGAUCUGGGCAGAGACAACUUCAUCCAGGAAGUCUGGAAGUGGAAGAACGAGAAGGGAGACCGUAUCUACCACCAGCUGAAGAAGCUGGGCUCCUCUCUGGACUGGGACAGAGCCUGCUUCACCAUGGACCCUAAACUCUCGUAUGCUGUCCAAGAGGCCUUCAUCCGCAUGCACGAUGAGGGAGUGAUCUACCGGAGCAAGAGGCUGGUCAACUGGUCCUGCACGCUGAACUCUGCCAUCUCCGACAUCGAGGUGGAUAAGAAGGAGCUCACUGGCAGGACGCUGCUGCCCGUGCCCGGCUACAAAGAGAAAGUGGAGUUCGGGGUGUUGGUGUCUUUCGCCUACAAAGUGGACGGAACAGACGAGGAGGUGAUCGUGGCAACAACUCGUAUCGAGACCAUGCUGGGAGACAGCGCUGUAUCCGUGCACCCCGCUGACCCCAGGUAUCAGCAUCUGAAGGGGAAGAUGGUGCUGCACCCCUUCUGCGACCGCAAGAUGCCCAUCGUCUUCGAUGAUUUCGUGGAUAUGAGCUUUGGAACAGGUGCUGUCAAAAUCACCCCAGCCCACGACCAUAAUGACUACGAGGUUGGAGAGAGACACAAUCUGGCCUUCAUCAACAUCUUGGAUGAGAACGGCCUGCUCAUUAACGUGCCCCCUCCCUUCCUGGGCAUGAAGCGCUUUGAGGCCAGGAAGGCCGUGCUGCAGGCCCUCAAGGACAGGGGCCACUUUAGAGAGAUCAAAGACAACCCUAUGGUGGUCCCAGUGUGCAGUCGCUCCAAGGACAUCGUGGAGCCUCUGCUGAAGCCUCAGUGGUACGUGAGCUGUGCAGAUAUGGCCAAGCAGGCCGCGGACUCCGUGAGGGAGGGACGCCUCAAAAUCAUCCCCGACCACCACCUCAAGACCUGGUUCAACUGGCUGGACAACAUCAGGGACUGGUGCAUCUCUCGGCAGCUGUGGUGGGGUCACCGUAUUCCUGCUUACUUCAUCACCGUCAACGAUCCCUCUGUGAAACCAGGAGAGGACAUGGACGGUCAUUACUGGAUCAGUGGGAGUUCGGAGGAAGUGGUCAGAGAGAAGGCGGCGAAACGCUUCAAUGUGUCCGCUGACAAGAUCUCCCUCAGACAGGAUGAGGAUGUUCUGGACACUUGGUUCUCGUCUGGCAUUUUCCCCUUCUCCAUCUUCGGAUGGCCUAAUGAGACCCAGGACCUGAACGUGUUCUACCCCGGCACGCUGCUGGAGACGGGCCACGACAUCCUGUUCUUCUGGGUGGCUCGGAUGGUGAUGAUGGGCCUCAAACUGACCGGCAAGCUGCCCUUCACAGAGGUUUAUCUGCAUGCGGUGGUGAGGGACGCCCACGGGAGGAAGAUGAGCAAAUCUCUGGGCAACGUCAUCGACCCUCUGGACGUCAUCACAGGCAUCUCCCUGGAGGGUCUCCAUGCCCUGUUUACAGACAGCAACUUGGACCCAGUGGAGGUGGAGAAGGCGAAGCAGGGCCAGACGUCGGACUACCCUAACGGCAUUCCAGAGUGCGGCACGGACGCUCUGCGCUUCGCCCUGUGCGCCUACACCAGCCAAGGUAGGGAUAUCAACCUGGAUGUCAACCGCAUCUUGGGCUACCGUCACUUCUGCAACAAACUGUGGAACGCUGUGAAGUUUGCCAUGAAGACGCUCGGAGAAAACUUUGUGCCGUCAGAGAAAGCCCAGCUGUGUGGAGAGGAGAGUGUGUCAGACAGGUGGAUUCUGUCUCGCCUCAGUGCUGCUGUCGCUCUCUGCGAUGCCGGCUUCAAGGCCUACGAGUUCCCCACCAUCACCACCGCCAUCUACAACUUCUGGCUGUACGAGCUCUGUGACGUCUACCUGGAGAGUGUGAAGCCGGUGCUGAGCAGAGCGGAGGAGGACAGCAGCAGCCAGAGGCAGGCGCUGGUGUGCAGGCAGACACUCUACACCUGUCUGGACGUCGGUCUGCGGCUCCUGUCUCCCAUCAUGCCCUUCGUCGGCGAGGAGCUCUACCAGAGGUUACCACGACGACGACCUCAGAGUGACCCCCCCAGCAUCACCGUUACUUUGUACCCCGAUUCAGAGGAGUUCUGCUGGCACAGUGAGGAGGUCGACCGCGACAUGGAGUUCGUGAUGACCGUGAUCAAAACCAUCCGCUCACUGAGGGCCGACUACAACCUGACCAAGACCAGAGCCGACUGCUACCUGCAGUGCAUCGACUCGGCGACGGCCUCCCUGCUGCAGAGGCACAGUCUGCAGAUCCAGACGCUGUCCUCCUCUCAGGCCGUCCUCCCGCUGACCUCAGACCAGCCCGUCCCAGCAGGCUGCGCCGUGGCCAUCGCCUCUGACAGAUGUACCGUCAACCUCAUGCUCAAGGGUAUCAUUGAUGUGGAGAAGGAAGUGGCCAAGCUGCUGACAAAGAAAGGUGAAGUGGAGAAAGCGAUGGACAAGCUGAGAGAGAAGAUGGCGAAGAGCGACUACGCGGAGAAGGUUCCGGUGAAGGUGCAGGAACUGGAUGCGGAGAAGCUACGACAGAGCCUAACUGAACUCGAGAAAGUAAAAGAAGCCAUGGACAACUUCAGGAAAAUGGUGUGACUUUCCCCUUAGCAAUAUGUAAAUCCGGAUUUAUUUCCAUAUUUUUCAUGUCAGUGUAUUCAUUUUCCAAGUCGACUGUAGUCAGGAGGAAAUUCAAUAAAUCUCUUGUGACAGACAA